Malus domestica (apple) is the source of this 1505-nucleotide messenger RNA. Its product is annotated as plasmodesmata-located protein 8-like. The record is from RefSeq and is a predicted model, not a curated record. Lineage: Eukaryota; Viridiplantae; Streptophyta; Magnoliopsida; Rosales; Rosaceae. Gene Ontology annotation, cellular component: plasmodesma.
UUAACUAAGAACACAUACAGGUAGACCCUUAAAGAGAAAAUAUGGGCCCUUUCUUCAUCGCAAAGUGUUCACAUGAGAAAUGAAGAAAGACCAAAAAGCAACCAAUCCCUCACUCUCACUCUCUCAAACCAUCACCACCAAACCACAAAACAAAAACAAUACAAAAGGAAAGUGAUACCAAAUCGACAAAAAAAAGCAAGGGAAAAAAAUGGUCAUGAACAACCUUCACUUACACUACUCUACACAGAAAACAAUCUUAGCCCAGAGAAUAAUAACCUCCUCUAUUUUCUUUCUCUUUUCUACUCUAAUCACUAUCCAUGGCUACCCAAUCAAAUCCCGCAUCUUCAUCUAUGCAGGCUGCUCCCAAGAAAAAUACCAACCAAACUCACCCUUUGAAGCCAACCUCAACUCUUUUCUAUCAUCAGUCGUCAGCUCAUCCUCUCAAGUCUCUUACAACAAUUUUGCAGUCGGAAAUGGAAGCUCAACACCAGAAGGAUCCAUCUACGGUUUGUACCAGUGCCGAGGUGACUUAAAGAUUUUCGACUGCUCAAAAUGCAUCGUAAGCGCAGUGAAUCAAAUCACUUUGGUAUGUCCCUACUCGUAUGGGGCUUCCCUGCAGUUAGACGGAUGCCUUAUAAGAUAUGAGCAUGUUGAUUUCUUGGGCAAGCUUGAUACAAGCCUAAGGUAUAGAAAAUGCAGUAAAAGUGGUGGGACAGAUGAUGUUGAAUUCUUUCGGCGAAGGGAUGAUGUGCUUGCUGACUUGCAAGGAGCAAAUGGUUUUAGAGUUAGUAGCUCUGGUUUGGUUGAAGGGUUUGCUCAGUGUUUGGGCGAUCUGACCCAAAACGACUGCUCUUCUUGCAUUGCUGAUGCUGUUGGAAAGUUGAAGAGUUUAUGUGGAUCAGCAGCAGCUGUGGAUGUGUUCUUGGCUCAGUGUUAUGCUCGGUAUUGGGCUUCUGGCUACUAUAAAGCCUCAGAUUUCUCUAACGAAGACAAUGCGGGAAAGACAGUGGCCAUUAUUGUUGGGGCAGUAGCAGGUUUAGCUAUUCUAAUUGUUCUUCUCUCAAUUUGCAGGAAAACGAUGGGUUAAUUAAGCGGAUGGAGAGAUCUCUCUGGUACUUAGAAGAUAUGGAGAAUGCAUAAUCAUUGUGAUGGAAGACCACAAAUUGGUGUUGGCUUUAAUAUUCUUGUGAAAGCUCUAUGCCCUCAGUUUUUUUUCUCUUCUAAUACGAAACAGUAUUCUUCAAAAGAAGGUGGUGUUAUCCUAUAGCAUAAAGUAGCUAGCACUCAAAUUUCCAUCAACUUUGAAAGGGCUGCUGAUUCUGUCUAGCUUCAUGCUGUCCAACAAAAACCCACAUCACUUUAUUUUAGGUAUUUAAGCAACUUUUCUUUUUGUAAACGGCAAACCCAUCAUCUCUUUGCUUUUUCUUUUGGUGGCCGAAGUUCUCUAAAAUGUGUGUCUUCGUGUGUACUUUUCUUUUUCCUUUUAUAGUUUUUGACUAACCUCA